GCGUCUACGUCCAGAAUAGAUAUAUAACGUGGUUCUUAAAGCUCUAUAACACAACGAGAACUUACCGCCGGCCGUCAAGAUGCCGAGCUGUAUCGGAAUGCGUGCUCACGUCGCAGAGGCCCUUCUUUGAUCUGCUGGAGGCUUUCCACAGCACCUUCCGCGCUUCCCUUACUCGUGAUACCCACUGCAUUUCCUGAUACCUUGUCACAAGUGGCCACUGACUUGCUCCGGGUGUUUUUACCCAGAGAAUUUGUACUUGGUCUCCCCAGGAUCCCUUUUGAAGAGGAACCCCUAGCGCCUUGGGUAUUGGGAUAUCGUACUCAGCAAAGACCCCGUUGUUGUCGAAGGGCUUGAUCUUGUUGGUCAGAACGCGCGACGGCGAGAAUCAAUGACAGCAUCAUAGAGAUCGCAAUCGCCCAUCCUGGACCUGGUCCAACCUUGCGUCCAUGGGUGUCCGAGAGAGAUACUGACGCCCGCACCCUCAGCUGUCUGGGAGAGAGGAAAGCUGCAUGCAAGCCACUGAACUGGGUCGGUCCGAUAAGCGAAGCAAACGACACGACCUCGACGCUGAGUACUUCGAAGUCGAGGGACGGGGAAUCGUAUAUGAAACGGAUCCGCGUGAAGGCGUCAAGUUGGCCUCAGAGGUCGGCGGGCAACUUCCCUGGGGUACGCUGAUGCCUCAAUAAUGAGACGGAAUCUCCUGUAACAGAAGAAUAAGUGAUGGGCAGAAGUGCAAACGACUAAAGACUUUUCUCCCGCGUCGCGAAUGUUGGCUGUUCAUAACAGUCUAGCUAUUUAGAUCACCUGGAAAGACGGCUUCAAAUCGGUCUGUAUCCCAUAGCUCAUGGGUGCGGGGAGUGUCAGGAUGUGGACUAUCAAGUCGUGGCGUCAUGGCACGAGCGGCGGCCACAUGUGUGAUGCCAUCGACCACCUUCGAAUUUCGGUAUUGAGCAACAGUAGUUCCAUAGACUGGCUCUCACAAACACAAUGCUCGGUGUCUGAGAUGAUUUUAGUUGGUGGCAGGAAGACUGACUGCCUGCUCAAAAGAGGCCUGAGUCAAGGCCCCCAGCGAC
Molecule: messenger RNA, 1073 nt
Organism: Verticillium dahliae VdLs.17
Lineage: Eukaryota; Fungi; Ascomycota; Sordariomycetes; Glomerellales; Plectosphaerellaceae
Exons: 1
Coding region: 510-686 (58 amino acids)
Source: RefSeq, a predicted model, not a curated record